AUGGUUCGCAUUAUUCCAAACCGUCUCAAAUCAUCCAGCAACUCCUUAGCAACUAGCAGAAGCGCAAGUCCAAUGCGAAGCAAGGGCGAUUCAGCAAGCCCCGAGGGGCGCAGAGACACGGGCUUGGUUCUGGAUGUCAAGAUCAUACAGGCCAGAAACCUUGCGGCAAAGGAUCGAGGAGGAACAUCAGACCCUUAUCUCGUAUUGACCCUGGGCGAUGCCAAAUACACAACCUCCACGAUACCAAAGACUCUCGACCCGAUCUGGAACGAGCACUACCAGUUUCCCAUCAAUGGCACGACAAGCCUCACUCUCGCCGCUAUUUGCUGGGACAAGGAUCGCUUCGGAAAAGAUUACCUGGGCGAGUUCGAGCUUGCCCUUGACGAGGCCUUCGCCGAGGAUGGCAUCACCGAUCUUGGGCCAAGCUGGUUCCCCCUCAAGAGCAAAAGGACCGGAAAGAAGAGCAGCUUCGUGUCAGGCGAGGUGGAGCUGCAAUUGACCAUCGUCGACAACUCGAACCCCGAAGCCACCCCCAGAGAGCUCUACGAUCAGUUCAUUUCCGUCACCAAGAACGCAUACGAAUUUACCAAUGGCGAUAGCGACACCUUGGGCAUCGUCUACCUCGAAAUUGGAAAGAUCACCGACUUGCCUCCCGAGCGCAACGUAACCAAGACUGGCUUCGAUAUGGACCCCUUCGUCGUCAUCUCGCUCGGCAGACAGACCUUCCCGCACCAAGACGAUCCGACACAACCUCAAUCCCGUAUAUAA
This is a messenger RNA of Sordaria macrospora k-hell, 768 nucleotides long. The record is from RefSeq and is a predicted model, not a curated record. Lineage: Eukaryota; Fungi; Ascomycota; Sordariomycetes; Sordariales; Sordariaceae.